This is a messenger RNA of Mytilus californianus (California mussel), 897 nucleotides long. RefSeq names its product acid-sensing ion channel 3-like. Gene Ontology annotation, molecular function: ligand-gated sodium channel activity. Lineage: Eukaryota; Metazoa; Mollusca; Bivalvia; Mytilida; Mytilidae. The transcript is spliced from 6 exons. The coding region runs from base 1 to 786 and encodes 261 amino acids. The record is from RefSeq and is a predicted model, not a curated record. Gene Ontology annotation, cellular component: membrane. Gene Ontology annotation, biological process: sodium ion transmembrane transport.
AUGAUUCAAGAAUUAGAAAAUUACUACAAUUACCCUACCUACACAACACUUGAAGAGGAGAGACAUUUUGAAAUUGAAUUUCCUGCAGUAACUAUUUGUAAUUUAAAUUCAUUAAGCAAAUCAUUAGUCUUGAAUGAUUCUAGAGUUGAAAAUUACUAUUUAAGUAUUGGACCACGAGAGAUAUUUGAACCGUUUAGAGCAACACCGACAGAGUUCUGCAGAGAAUCUUUUGUGGAUGAAGAGCAGUAUUUUUCAACAAAGUGUUGGAAGGAAUGCUAUGUCAGAUAUAUUCAUGAGGCCUAUUACCCAAUUUGUUCUAAGUAUGACUAUUUCAAGUGCGCAAGACCAGCAAAAGGAGAAUUUUAUGGAAACUCCAAAAUGAAGACAGGUUGCCAUUGUCCGCCUGCAUGUUCUAGCACACGAUACGAAGUAACACUUUCUUCAUCCAUAUUUCCGUCGGACUUCUACAAUGAUUUUCUUUUGAAGGCGGUUACUGAAGUCGAACGGGAUUUCUACAGAAAGAAUUUUAUCGUCAUUCACAUCUACUUUGAUGAACUAAAAACCACAAUUGUAAAACAGUCACCUGUCUAUGGAUCUUCGGUGGAGAUUUUUGGAAAUCUCGGGGGACAGAUGGGAUUAUUCCUAGGAGCUAGUAUUCUCACCAUUACCGAACUUGGAGAAUUUUUGGGGUUUGUUUUAUGGUUUAUCUGGAAGAAAUGCAAGAAUGGAAAUCGUACAAACUUUUCACAAGAAAAGAAUGUCAAUGCCACGCUCGAAGAAAUGUAAACAUGUGUAGUCAUGAAUUAUAAAGAAAGUUAACUUGUAUAUUUAUGAUCUUUGUUACCCUUAAUUGUAAACAAAUGUAAUACAAUUAUAUCAAUAAACUCAUCAAUGGUA